CCUGACCAUGGCUGAUUUUGGGGAAAUACUGCAUAAUAUAGGAGAGUUUGGAUUGUUUCAAAAGACCAUUCUAUUUGCUCUUUGCUUCCCAAACUUUUUCUUGCCUUUUCACUUUGCGAGUGUAGUUUUUACCCAGUCUGAUCCAGAGAGGUACUGUAACACAGAUUGGAUCCAGGAAGCUGCUCCUAACCUUACUGCAGAGGAGCAACUGAACCUCACUCUGCCUAGGGAGGAGGAUGGGAUCUUCAGCAGGUGUCGGAUGUUUGUCCCCGUGGACUGGGACAUCCAUGCCAUAAGGGAUUAUGGACUUAAUGAGACAACAGGGUGUAUGAAUGGAUGGGUUUAUGGCAGCAUGCUGUAUCAGUCCACCAUAGUUACUGAUUUUGAUCUAGUUUGUGACCAGACUCAUUUGUUGGGAGUUGCACAGACAGUGCUGAUGGCUGGCAUUGUCACUGGAUGUCUCUUACUCGGACUUUUCGCUGAAUCGUUUGGCCGUAAACGAGCCACUCAGAUCCCGGUAGUACUGAUGGUUGUUUUCACUGUAGCAACUGGAUUUUCUCCGACCUACCCCUUUUAUUUGGCGUCCCAGUUCGUGGUGGGAAUUGGCUAUGGAGGCUAUCGGCUCAACAGCGUCAUCCUAAGUAAAGUUUUUUUAUAA
Girardinichthys multiradiatus is the source of this 658-nucleotide messenger RNA. RefSeq names its product solute carrier family 22 member 14-like. Gene Ontology annotation, molecular function: transmembrane transporter activity. Gene Ontology annotation, cellular component: membrane. The coding region runs from base 8 to 658 and encodes 216 amino acids. The record is from RefSeq and is a predicted model, not a curated record. The transcript has 3 exons. Gene Ontology annotation, biological process: transmembrane transport. NCBI's taxonomy places the organism in Eukaryota, Metazoa, Chordata, Actinopteri, Cyprinodontiformes, Goodeidae.